Cadophora gregata is the source of this 1631-nucleotide messenger RNA. RefSeq lists its product as uncharacterized. The record is from RefSeq and is a predicted model, not a curated record. NCBI's taxonomy places the organism in Eukaryota, Fungi, Ascomycota, Leotiomycetes, Helotiales, Ploettnerulaceae. Bases 502 to 1287 code for a protein of 261 amino acids. The transcript has a single exon.
GGUUUGUCAACGCCACUCCCGAGGCAAAUCACGUGAUGCAUAUCGCUGAACUAGGUCUUUGUUCCAGCGCAACCAUAUAUAGCACAAGAGCGUUAUCUUGGACGGGGAAAAGGUAGGCAACACUUGACUCUGGGAUACCAGAGCGACUUAUUGCCACUUCACUAAAGCGGCUUGCUUUGUUCAAAGAUUCUCUCUCGCUUUGACUGGCUGGAACCAUGUAGUGAGUGAUGUGGCAUCGGCCUGGAGACGAGGUACGAAAAUAGUGGCAGAUACACAUUACUGGUAAUUGCUAUCUCAUCCCGAAAUAGUCUCAAAUUCAAAGACUGUUUCCAGUUUCAAACAGCCUCAUGUCACUUCUAUAAAUCAAGCCAGCUCUCGCAAAUGGCUUGUUCAUUUCCUCCUCCCCACAAGGAAACAAUCCGAAGCGGAAUCACAUCCGGAUACAAAACCACGCUCAAAAACACCAAUACGAAUCCUCCCAGAGCAUGCUUCUUGUAAAAAAUGGACCUAAACCAUGCAUACACCGUGGCGGCACUCCAGGGUAUUGCAAACCAAGCCCCUGGAUCUAUUGGCAAUGCCAACCGGGUACUUCAACCUCAGGCUCACCACGCACUCAAUGCUGGCGGUGACACUUUGACUAUCACUCUAGACUUUGCGUCCGACAACAAUUUGCUCCUUCCCACCAGCUGGGAUACGGUCAACGGAGCUGCGUUCCGCGCAGGCUUGUGCGCUGCCAUCAGCUGCUACAAGUCGACAGCGCGCAAAAUUUCCAUCGAGAUUCUUCAGCCUGCUCACAUUGUCGCAAUCAACACUGGGCUGGUAUACAACCGCCAACAGGCACUGAUCCAUCGGAUUGUGAGAAUCCUCAAUCAGUUUCGAAAUAUCGAGAAGCUCGAGAUGUACUACCGUAGUCCCGAAACAGACUGGGAGCAAAUUCGGUGCUUGGCUCCUCUAUAUGCACUGACCUUCAAACGAUGGAACUUGAGAAUCUUUCAGGCUCGUCUUCUAGAACCAGAGAUGAGCCGUAAUGGUGAGUGGCGUCGUCGAGUGAGAGGACUCUGGGAUGUUCUACAAAGGCGUUAUAAUCCCCAGAAACGCCAAACCCCUCAAAAGCCUCAGAAUCAUCGAAGCCCUCAGAACUGUCAAAUCCUUCAGAACCGUCAGCACCGUCGAAUCUUUCAGAUCCCUCAGAACCCUCAGAAUCCACAGAGAUGUCAAAACCUUCCGAACUGCCAACAUCAACAGAUUGUGUCAUUGCCCCCAGAACCAUCCAACACCACAAAAUAAACCUGUCCCUUCUAUCAGAGAUACCACCUUGCCAGAUAAAUGAUCAGGACUAGACUUGCAGUGAUUACCGGAUCUGGCUGGCAGCAGAUUGAAUACAGUUCCGGUUUCAACACAGUCCUUUUCAAAACACCCCUUCACCCCAAACACUUGGACAUCCAAGCCUCAACUCCCCUAAAGCAACAAGCAAAAAAAGGUCUCACCCCCACUAUUGCCCAAUUAGCAAACAGAAACCUCCAUCUUAAUAGCCCAGAAGCGUCUCGGCUCAGGAAAUUUGGGACAUCCAAGUCCAAAUACCCCUUGGACGAGGAAAAUCGAAAAAGAGAAUAAAUCGACGGAACGAAACA